Molecule: messenger RNA, 3325 nt
Organism: Erinaceus europaeus (western European hedgehog)
Lineage: Eukaryota; Metazoa; Chordata; Mammalia; Eulipotyphla; Erinaceidae
Gene: ABI1
Product: abl interactor 1
Exons: 12
Coding region: 141-1667 (508 amino acids)
Cellular component (GO): intracellular anatomical structure; lamellipodium
Molecular function (GO): cadherin binding; SH3 domain binding
Source: RefSeq, a predicted model, not a curated record
AGGUGCCGUCCCACAAUACCAGGCGGGCGGGCGGGUAGGCGCUUCGUAUCCGGGCUGCGAGGGGUUCCGAUCUCCUCGGCGGACCUGGCUGCUGCCUCUGUCUCUUUAACGCGAGAGGAAGCGAUGCGGAGGGGUGGAAAAUGGCAGAGCUGCAGAUGUUACUAGAGGAGGAGAUCCCGUCCGGCAAGAGGGCGCUGAUCGAGAGUUACCAGAACCUGACGCGGGUGGCGGACUACUGUGAAAACAACUACAUCCAGGCUGCAGACAAGAGGAAAGCUUUAGAAGAGACCAAAGCCUACACAACCCAAUCCCUAGCUAGUGUUGCUUAUCAGAUAAAUGCAUUGGCCAACAAUGUGCUCCAAUUGUUGGACAUCCAGGCGUCUCAGCUUCGGAGAAUGGAGUCUUCCAUCAACCACAUCUCCCAGACUGUGGACAUUCAUAAAGAGAAAGUGGCUCGAAGAGAGAUUGGUAUUUUGACAACAAAUAAAAAUACAUCGAGAACUCACAAAAUAAUAGCGCCUGCAAAUAUGGAGCGCCCUGUAAGGUAUAUACGGAAACCUAUUGACUAUACAGUUUUGGAUGAUGUGGGCCAUGGUGUCAAGUGGCUAAAAGCCAAGCAUGGAAACAACCAGCCUGCAAGAACUGGCACACUGUCGAGAACAAAUCCUCCUACUCAGAAGCCACCGAGUCCUCCCAUGUCAGGCCGGGGAACGUUGGGACGAAAUACUCCUUAUAAAACCCUGGAACCUGUUAAGCCCCCAACAGUUCCUAAUGACUACAUGACGAGUCCUGCUAGGCUUGGAAGUCAGCACAGUCCAGGCCGGACAGCUUCUUUAAACCAGAGACCAAGGACACACAGUGGAAGUAGUGGAGGAAGUGGAAGUCGAGAAAAUAGUGGAAGCAGUAGUAUUGGCAUUCCCAUUGCCGUGCCUACACCUUCACCACCCACCAUUGGGCCAGAAAACAUUUCUGUCCCUCCUCCUUCUGGAGCUCCACCAGCACCUCCUCUUCCACCACUUCUCCCAGUGAACACUGUGAUAGCAGCCCCGGGCUCAGCUCCUGGCUCCCAGUAUGGCACAAUGACCAGGCAGAUCUCUCGACACAACUCUACCACUUCUUCAGCAUCUUCUGGUGGAUACAGACGAACUCCUUCUGUGACCGCUCCAUUUUCUGCUCAGCCUCAUGUUAAUGGAGGUCCACUUUAUUCUCAGAAUUCAAUUUCUAUUGCUCCACCCCCUCCCCCCAUGCCUCAGCUGACUCCACAGAUACCUCUCACAGGCUUCGUGGCCAGGGUGCAGGAAAACAUUGCUGAUAGUCCGACUCCACCGCCACCACCUCCGCCAGAUGACAUCCCCAUGUUCGAUGACUCCCCGCCCCCGCCACCCCCACCGCCAGUGGAUUAUGAAGAUGAGGAGGCUGCAGUAGUUCAGUACAGUGACCCCUAUGCAGAUGGGGAUCCUGCUUGGGCCCCCAAGAAUUACAUUGAAAAAGUUGUGGCAAUAUAUGACUAUACAAAGGACAAGGAUGACGAGCUUUCAUUUAUGGAGGGUGCGAUCAUUUACGUAAUAAAGAAGAAUGAUGACGGCUGGUACGAAGGAGUCUGCAAUCGAGUGACUGGUCUGUUCCCUGGGAACUAUGUUGAGUCAGUCAUGCACUAUACCGAUUAAAUUGUUUGCUUUUAAAGCAGGUUAUUAUUCAAGUCAUACUGUGGGACGAUGAUGGCUAAUGGAAUUGUCUUAAACUGUUUUAAAAUGUGCCCAUCUUUCCAGGACAUGCUGUUUUAUUGAUGUAAUUGAACGUCUUCCUGUAAGCAUAAAACUUUCGAGGCAGUUUGCGCAUUGCUAGAGAGCAGUUCGUCUAAGAGGCUGUCCACCACUGAUUAUGCUUAUAUACUUAGACACUGAUGACUUUAUGACCAGCCUAAAUAUUCUGGGGGUGUGGGGUAUGCUGUUUCACAAAUCAUGAUUCAGAUUGUACCAUUACAUGUUUCAGUGCAGCAUGGUUUACUAAUGCUAUGUCAGACUAAUAUUAAAAUCAGAGAAUUUAAAUGCUGGUGCUGGUCAUACUUUUGUUGAGACUCUCAUUCUUGAAAUAAACUAUUUGUUUAAAGCAUGCAUACCAACUCAUGUAAAUGAAAUACACUUUGAAAAAAAAAAAUCCAAGAUGCUUCCAAUUUGUGGAAUAUGUGCUGGGAGUACUUGUACUUAGGUCUCUUGACAUGAAUUGAGUCUCUCAGGUCUCCAUGCAAAACAGAACAAAGGGUUAUCUGUAAUGUUGUAAUUUGUACCUAAGUUUUUUAAUGAGUGAAUUUGCAUUAAAUUUUUUUGCCCAUUCGUAUAUACAUAAGUGAACCAAAGGUUUUUGUCCUUUCCUUCACUGGUUUGCUUUUGAAAAUAAUAAAUGAUACUGAUUUAUUGUAAAUGACAGUUCUAUUUUCUCAACAUAUUAACUUGGAAAAACAUUUUAGCCUUAUUUUAGUCUGUCCCAACAGCACCGUGACUGAUUUUUUUGCAGAUUUAAAAUCUGAAUCGUUAUUUACAAGUCGAUCUACUGAACUUUUUCCUAAAGUAACUUUUUCAAAGCUAUGAAAAUGUGUCCAAGUAUGCACAUUCCAUAAAACUCUGAAAGGACCACUGUACUUAAGUGAUGCUUCAAGUUUUCCAGUGGACUCUUCUAUGCUAAUCCAAAUGAGAGGAAAUUACAAAUCUCUUUCUCAAAUUGUUUCAUAGGAGCGGGUAUAAUUGGUUCUUGAGAAUAGGCACUAUUUAAUUUAUUGCUUGGCACGAGCAACAUAAAAAGGCUUAAGAGUAAAGUAAGUGGGGUAACGGGGGGCAUGUAUUAAGUCAGUAGAGUAUGUGCCUGCUCAAAUCUCUCUGCUUUUGACCUAACUGAACUGCAACACGUGCACUUUGUGUCGCUCCUCUUAAUAUAAAGGAGGUGCAGAGGGUGGUUCUCUUAUUUUGUGUAUGAUUCUGUACUGUCUAGGAUAUUAAAGUAGAGCACUCAAAAAUGUGGGUUUGUGUGUACUGAAGAUUUGUUUGGAUCUUAGUUACGUACUAGGCGUCACAGCCUUUCAUCAGCAUAGUGAGUGGUAAGACUAGUGCAAAACAUUUGUUUCUGAAAAUUAAAGACCAUUAUCAGAUGAGUGUGACUGUUGCCAUAUGCAUUUUGCCUUUUGUUAAUUUUUAACAUGAUUCCAGUGUCCCUAGUUAUCAGCUGCCUAAUUUUGUUUCAUUUUCCCAGUGGAAUGUUCUCUUAAUUUUGUAUAUAACCUGUUGUCUAAAUUUUACGUACAGUUUUAUAAUAAACCACUCUCCAAUAAGAA